Guillardia theta CCMP2712 is the source of this 387-nucleotide messenger RNA. RefSeq lists its product as hypothetical. NCBI's taxonomy places the organism in Eukaryota, Cryptophyceae, Pyrenomonadales, Geminigeraceae. Bases 1 to 387 code for a protein of 128 amino acids. The record is from RefSeq and is a predicted model, not a curated record. The transcript has 3 exons.
AUGGCAGCUCGUUUCUUUCUCGUCCUCUGCUUUCUCUCAGCGGCCCCGUUGACGAGCAGCUUCCCCUCCAUCCCACUACAUCAAGUUCCGAUUCUUCGCGAGAUCCAUCGCAGUUUUCAACCAGGCCUGCGCACAGAACUCAUCUCGACCAACUCCACGUACCACAAGUACCUUGCGGUUGAAAGUCAAAAAUCUUAUCGGAGGAAAAAUUUCAGCAUUGGAGACCACCCGGUGUUGGAAUUCCUUAGCAAGGUGCUGGAGUUCGGCAAGGGAAUAGGAGCCUUCUUCUUCAUCUCAGCAGUCGCUCACAUCGGGUUCGGGAUCGCUGCCGGCCCCAAACGAACUUCGCCUCCUCCCGUCAGAACCACGACUGGGCUGCCUUACUAG